AUGUGGCAGGUUGGCGCAGACCGCAAGAAGAAAUCCGAGGCGAAGUUGGUCGUUGGCUUCAUGAAGCUGUUCCUCCACGAUGGCCUUGAGUUGGAUCUCAUAGCACCAUCCUAUCACGGCGAUGUCUUGCGCUUCGGAUCGCUCGCCGAACAGCACGUCUUGAGCUUCGUACACGACAUUGCGCCAAAUAUUCGCAGCAGUGGGUCGGUACUGUAUGUCCUGCGCGAGCAACACCGCAUCGGGGCACUCAAUAUAAUCAUUGGGUUGUUCAAUGCAAAAGUCGCACAAGGUGGAAUCAAAGACCCGACUCCAAUUCAAAAUGUAGCCACCAUCGCGACCAACCUGCACGCCUGGGUGCAGUGGAUUGUUGAGCGCAACCAACCCUUUUCGGAGGUUGAGAACCCCUUAACACGCAAUAUAUCACGGCUGACCCCCAUACGCGUGAAGGCGUUAAAGGCUGCAAUGGACAAGGUCACACGUAACGUGGAGGCCAAAAUCGCAGCAGAACUCCCCGACGUCUUUGGGAUUUGCAGUGACGGGUGGACCGACGGGUCGAAGCACUUUUGCGCGAUCUUUGCAACGUACGGUGUCGCCAACGUGCGCCAUACACCUCUGCUCGCAAUGUCACCACUCUUGAAGCCCGACAGCAUGGAUACUGACGCUUACAUCGCAUUCAUCGAGGAAACACUUGGCCUCUAUGGCAAAGAGCUGGCAAAUCUCGCCUUUGUCACUGGCGACAAUUGUUUUACCAACGUCUCUAUGGCGGCUAAAACGGGCGCUCCAAGAAUGCCUUCAUGGUCAAGCAACUUGGCCCUGAAGGCAUUUUUGGUGCCUUACGAAAGCGACAUGGUAUUCAUACGCGCUGUCAUGAAGAGGCUUGGCGACUUCGCCCAGCUGGAGAACUUACGCGCUACAGUCUCAGGGGUGCGAGAUCUGUUGUUGCUUAGCGGACAGAAUACUCCUGUGAAAAAGCUCUUCGAUGUGCCUGAGCAAUUCGAAAGCGUGACAAAACAACUCCAAGCGGAAGAUCUUGACAUGGCGGAUGCACGGACCAUGUUUCAUGGAUUACCUGCGGCACCCAACGUUGCCAUAUCUGGCUCUGAACGCUGA
Molecule: messenger RNA, 1110 nt
Organism: Aphanomyces astaci
Lineage: Eukaryota; Oomycota; Saprolegniomycetes; Saprolegniales; Verrucalvaceae
Exons: 3
Coding region: 1-1110 (369 amino acids)
Source: RefSeq, a predicted model, not a curated record